This is a messenger RNA of Salvelinus namaycush (lake trout), 1292 nucleotides long. RefSeq lists its product as uncharacterized. The transcript is spliced from 4 exons. The coding region runs from base 1 to 525 and encodes 174 amino acids. NCBI's taxonomy places the organism in Eukaryota, Metazoa, Chordata, Actinopteri, Salmoniformes, Salmonidae. The record is from RefSeq and is a predicted model, not a curated record.
AUGGAUUCGACCAUGGCCAAAACCACCGCUAGCUUUCUCUCCACUGUCUCCAGCAUGACCCCCACCUCCAUGACCUCCCUCCUCGCCGUUAGCACGGACGCAAGGAUGGAACGGGACAAUGUCACCGCAUCCAGAACAACACUCAUGACCAGUACCAUUACUAUAACAACAACCAACGAGACAAGCUACAACGCCACCAAGCUGCCAGAGGUGGCGUUAGAAGGCUCGGGGAUGGGCAUGGUGCUGGUGCCCUUUGGCAUCAUUACUGUAAUUGGCCUGGCAUUGGUCAUGAUGUUGUAUAUCAGGAAACGGAAGAGACUGGAGAAGCUGAGGGACCAGCUGAUGCCCAUGUAUAAUUUUGACCCUGCAGAGGAACAGGAUGACCUGGAACAGGAACUACUGGACCACAAUCGGGACAGCAACCUCACAGGAUCCAAUAACAAGACUCUCACGACCUCCCAGGGGAUGACGCAGAGGCCCAGUCGCCUGGUCUUCACAGACGUAGCCAACGUUCUCAAUGCAUAACAGCACUCUUCCAUGCAUGAGGGGACUGGGGGGAGUGGGGACUAGCUGUCCCAUCAUAGAGAUCCGUCGCUCAGGAAAAAAAAGGAAAACUGGAUUGAAGCCCAUGGAAACAGACUGAUGUUUGGAGUAUGUUUUUUCAGGGUGGGCUAUAAGGGAAUUCUGAUGUUUUAGUUGUAGCGUAGUCUUAUUUCCAUUGUCUACAGUUUAUAACUUGUCUUCAGUGACUACGGUGGGAUAUAUGGGGAAAUGAUGCGAGUAAUGAUUUUGCACUGGUUGUUAUUGGUUGCACAAAUACUUCCAAGUGUGGUGCAUUGUUGGAUCGCUCUCUUUCUCUAUAGUUAAGUGAUAUUGGUGGCAGAAUUGCUGGAACUCCCACCUCCUUCUCUAAUGAGAACUUUGUCUCGAAUGUAUUAUUUAUUUCCACACGUUUGUAUUUUGCUGCUAAAUGUAGACAACCACAUUUGACAAGUGACUCCUAUAAAACGGUUUUGCUAAAUGUUGAACUGCUUCCAUAAUGGUGGUGGACUGGAGACCUGGACGUUCUGCACAUUGGAAAACUAGAACACAACAUCAGGAGAUCUGGAGAACUAUUACUGCUGCAGGACAAUGCCUGGGGAACUGUAACCCACCCAGUGUACACUACUAUACUGUAAUGUACCCACACACGUCCAAAAUGUGUCCUUCAGCACUUACGCCUCUAUGGGAACUCUCCAUUUGCCCUCAGAGUAUUACUAGUAGUGUGUUUCCUCGAUAACAAGUAAUAAAGC